AUGACUGAACAAGACCGUAUGAGAGUCGCGAUGAGCAGCCAUUUAUCCCAAGUAUUGGUCGAAUACCUUCCGCCAACCAAGCCACCGAUCGGCAAGUACGACCCUGAUUUUAUCAAAUUCGUCUGCGCUCGGGAUAUUUUUAUUGGGUAUGAGCAGUACUUCGACCGCUUCAAGGAAAAAUUCAACCUUGACGAACUGGCGAAAUUUGUUGGGGCGGAGAUAAAAAGCCGUCACACAAUUAUUGAGAAAUGGCCGCACAGGCUGGAACUCAAGCCUAAGCAGGCAGGAGCGCAGCAAGAGUUCGACCUGACUCUUGCGAGCGGUUUGUCAACCAAGGAGCGUUAUAUGGAGCCGAGAAGAGCGUGGCCAAUAGAGUACUUUCCACAGUCAAUUGAGCGCGUGACCUAA
This is a messenger RNA of Pyricularia grisea, 408 nucleotides long. RefSeq lists its product as uncharacterized. The record is from RefSeq and is a predicted model, not a curated record. The transcript is spliced from 2 exons. NCBI's taxonomy places the organism in Eukaryota, Fungi, Ascomycota, Sordariomycetes, Magnaporthales, Pyriculariaceae. The coding region runs from base 1 to 408 and encodes 135 amino acids.